AUGAGGAGUCGGGUUCUGACUUGGUUGCAUGCACAAGGCACACUUUCUUCGACGGACUUUCGGAGGCUUGUACAAAACCAUGAUGCCAUCCGAGAUGGACGAGGAUUUGGCAAUCCAGCUGCGCGGUAUUGCUUUAUUUUUGAGAGCGCAGCACGACUACUUUAUAGCCACGCGCCGUUAUUAUUGAACAUCACGGACCAAGAAACUCGUGUAUCGAAUGUUCCCAGCUGCUGGCUUCGAGGGAACGGAGCGGACAGCACUAGAGAGAGACGACGGGCCGGAAGGCAGCAUGCGAAGAUGUGGGAUCCAAGACAGCAAAAGUUGCAAAAGGGAGAGAAACGGUACAUGAAUCAUGUCAGCGGGCUGUUGCGAAUUUUCAUGUUGGGAGAACAGGGAAAUCAAGAGAUAUCGAGAUAA
This is a messenger RNA of Pochonia chlamydosporia 170, 417 nucleotides long. RefSeq lists its product as hypothetical. Bases 1 to 417 code for a protein of 138 amino acids. The record is from RefSeq and is a predicted model, not a curated record. The transcript has a single exon. Lineage: Eukaryota; Fungi; Ascomycota; Sordariomycetes; Hypocreales; Clavicipitaceae.